This is a messenger RNA of Geosmithia morbida, 1365 nucleotides long. Its product is annotated as SPX domain. NCBI's taxonomy places the organism in Eukaryota, Fungi, Ascomycota, Sordariomycetes, Hypocreales, Bionectriaceae. The record is from RefSeq and is a predicted model, not a curated record. The transcript has 4 exons. The coding region runs from base 1 to 1365 and encodes 454 amino acids. Gene Ontology annotation, molecular function: metal ion binding.
AUGAAGUUCGCCAGGGACUUCAAGGAAACACUUGCGAGCCAGGGCUUCCCGUCUCACUGGGUUGAGAAUGCCAUUCCGUAUGGUCAGUUGAAGAAGUGCUUGAAAAAGGUGCAGAGAGAGCUUCAAGAUCUGGGGCUCGAUCCCGACACCCUGAAGGCCCUCUCGGACCCCAAAAACACCUCGCCGGUUGCGCUCAAGUACCGUCUCCAGACGUCGAGUGAUUCGAACCUCGUCCGCCCGACCCUCACCGUCGAUGUACAUUUUAGAGAUGGUAUUGCUGUCGACGCAUCUCUGACGCAAAGCACGCGGCGCUUUCUCGAGAAAAUUGCAUCGGAGCUUCCUGUGAGCCGACAAUCAUCCGCGCCCACCAGCCCGACCGAGGAGAAAAAUGAGAGCCUGGAUGCCACCAUGGUUGACGGCUCUGCUCAGUUCAACGUGGAAGAAGCCAACGCGCUGAAACGACCGGGCUGUGAGACCAUAGAGGUGCCGCUUGUUUUUGACAAUCAGUUUUUCGAAAUGUUGCAGAGCGAUGUCAACAAUAUCGAGGCACUCCAGGCCAGUGAAGAGGCCAACAUGACUGACGAGAUUGUCCAUAUCCGAGAUCAAGUAUCCGUUCUAGCGAAGCCGCGCAAGUUCUCCAAGACCGAUCUUGCCCGGUGGAGAAACAUCUUCGAACUCUAUCUCGAUGCCGAAGUCUUCUUCUCGACCCACGAGCGGAAUUGUGGUGUUCGAUCAAGCUCUGCAGCUCUCGAGAAACUUAGCUGGUUCCAAAAUGAAGUAAAGAAGCGCAACCUCGCCCAGAGCUUCAAGUUGCCCCAGAGCCAUGCUGCAUUUGACCGAUUCCUUAGGUUGAAUCUUAGUCUGCUCAAGAACCUCCAGUUCCAGGAAUUGAAUCAGACGGCAGUCAUGAAGAUCCUUAAGAAAUUCGACAAGAGGACUGCGCUCGGAAUCUCCAAGUCGUUCCGCACGGCCGUACAGCCACACAAGCUCUUGGCCGGUAGCAUGGCCAAAGGCGUGUGCUCGCAGUUAUCCCAAGAGCUGGUAUCCAUUGUGCCCCAGAUAAAUGACUACCUCUGUCCUGUCUGCUUCGCCAUCGCUUAUCAGCCCGUGCGGUUAGAUUGCGAACACCUGUUUUGCAUCAGUUGCGUUAUCAAUCUGCAGCGUCACAAGGACAACCACUGUCCGCUGUGUAGAGCCUCCGUCGUGGCGAACGCUUCGUCUGGUAAUAUCGAUACCGGGGUCGCGGCCUUUAUGAGAAAAUAUUUUGCCAAGGAAGUCAAAGAAAAGGAACGAGCCAACGAUAUCGAGAGGGGAAUCGAGGAUUUCGGCCCUGGAUAUACACCCAAGGAGUGCAUUGUAAUGUGA